Molecule: messenger RNA, 324 nt
Organism: Hymenoscyphus albidus
Lineage: Eukaryota; Fungi; Ascomycota; Leotiomycetes; Helotiales; Helotiaceae
Source: the annotation of a GenBank genome assembly
AUGCCAGAACGACAAAAAGUCAUAUCUAGUGGUAUGUACAAGCUUGCCGUAUGUACAAUAUGGGUGUCCUGCAGGAAGAAACGAACUAAAGAAACAUCCACCCCAGAUUUCAAAUGGUUGAAUAUGCGCAACUCCAAACUCCCAACGGCCAAACACCAACGACAACUUCCUCCAAUCAACAUUAAUGCGCCACGCCAUCCCUGUGUACAGAUUCAAGGGGAGAAUGAAAAAAAAAACGCAAAUGAUAUGGGUUUCGCCUCCUUAGUCCACUGCGACGACAAAGGCAACUGGUCUCAGAAGUAUUUGGCUGCGCUGAGAGUCUAA